Molecule: messenger RNA, 4112 nt
Organism: Hippocampus zosterae (dwarf seahorse)
Lineage: Eukaryota; Metazoa; Chordata; Actinopteri; Syngnathiformes; Syngnathidae
Product: hexokinase-1
Exons: 17
Coding region: 238-3078 (946 amino acids)
Biological process (GO): glycolytic process; glucose 6-phosphate metabolic process; intracellular glucose homeostasis
Cellular component (GO): cytosol; mitochondrion
Molecular function (GO): ATP binding; mannokinase activity; glucokinase activity
Source: RefSeq, a predicted model, not a curated record
GGGGGUAGAGUGAGGAAGGGGGGGGGCAAACACACUCAAACCCCUCCCUCCCCGAGUGUGCGCCUUCGUCGCAGACGACCGCCGCCAGUUACGCUUCCCUUUUCCCCGUCAGCCUCGCCCACCAGUGGGAAGGAAAAGACGGGACACAACUACAGCAGGGCGGACGAGCAAGCAAGCGGCCCCGCAGUUUCUUCUUGACAACCCCCACCCCCGCAUCCCCGCAGGAAGGAAGGCAAGAUGAUCGCAGCUCAGCUCCUGGCCUACUACUUCACCGAGUUGAAGGAUGAUCAACUCAAAAAGAUCGACAAGUACCUCUACUCCAUGCGGCUCUCCGACGAGACCCUCAAGGACGUCAUGAACCGCUUCCGCCGGGAGAUGGAGGAUGGCCUGGGCCACGGCACCAAUCCCAACGCCACGGUCAAGAUGUUGCCCACCUUUGUCAGGUCCAUCCCUGACGGUUCAGAGAAGGGGGAUUUCAUCGCCCUGGAUCUCGGGGGCUCCAAUUUCCGCAUCCUGCGAGUCAAGGUGACCCAGGAUAAAAAGCAACCGGUUCAAAUGGAGAGCCAGGUCUACGAGACGCCCGACGACAUCAUUCACGGGAGCGGCACUCAGCUUUUCGACCACGUGGCGGACUGCCUGGGCGACUUCAUGGAGAAACAAAAGAUUAAGGACAAAAAGCUUCCCGUGGGAUUCACCUUCUCUUUUCCCUGCGCCCAAAGCAAACUGGAUGAGGUAAGCGUGCCGAGAUACGCUGCCAAAGAAAAGGAACAUUGGAUGAUUUCAUGGCGGGCCUCGCAACCGAUUGGUUUGCAGGCCGUCUUAGUGACCUGGACCAAGAAGUUCAAGGCCAGCGGCGUGGAAGGCGCGGACGUCGUCAAACUCCUCAACAAGGCCAUCAAGAAACGCGGGGACUACGAGGCCGACAUCAUGGCGGUGGUCAACGACACGGUGGGGACCAUGAUGACGUGCGGCUUUGACGACCAGCGCUGCGAGGUGGGCAUCAUUAUAGGAACGGGAACCAACGCCUGCUACAUGGAAGAAAUGCGUCACAUCGACCAGGUGGAGGGCGACGAGGGUCGGAUGUGCAUCAACACCGAGUGGGGGGCCUUUGGCGACGACGGAACCUUGGAGGACCUGCGCACCGAGUUUGACCGCGAGAUCGACAGGGGCUCCAUCAACCCGGGAAAGCAGCUUUUUGAGAAGAUGGCCAGCGGCAUGUACAUGGGGGAGCUGGUGCGACUCAUUCUGGUCAAGAUGGCCAAAGAAGGUCUGCUGUUUGAAGGACGCAUCACGCCCGAGCUCCUGACAAAAGGGAAGAUUGAGACCAAGCACGUCUCGGCCAUUGAAAAGACGAAAGAAGGUCUGAAGAAGUGCAUGGAAAUCCUAAGCAGGCUGGGGGUGGAGCCCUCCGAUGAAGACUGCCUCGCCGUGCAGCACGUGUGCACCAUCGUGUCCUUCCGCUCGGCCAACCUGAUCGCCGCCACCCUGGGGGGCAUCCUGUCUCGCCUGAAGGAGAACAAGGGUGUGGCUCGCCUUCGCACCACCGUGGGCAUCGACGGCUCCCUCUACAAGAUGCACCCUCAGUACGCCCGCCGCCUGCACAAGAUGGUGCGGCGCCUGGUGCCGGACUCGGACGUCCGCUUCUUGCUGUCGGAGAGCGGGAGCGGCAAGGGCGCCGCCAUGGUGACGGCGGUGGCUUACCGGCUGACGGAGCAGGCGCGGCAGAUCCAGCGGACCCUGGCCGAGUUCCGGCUGGGCAAAGCUCAGCUGCUGGAGGUGAAGAAGCGCAUGCGGGUGGAGAUGGAAAGAGGCCUCAGGAAGGACACGCACCAGGAGGCCACCGUCAAAAUGCUGCCCACAUACGUCCGAAGUACGCCGGACGGAACAGAAAACGGAGACUUCCUGGCUCUGGACCUCGGCGGGACAAACUUCCGUGUGCUUCUGGUCAAGAUUCGCAGCGGCAAGAGGCGCUCUGUGGAGAUGCACAACAAAAUCUACGCCAUUCCCAUCGAGGUUAUGCAGGGGACGGGAGAGGAGCUCUUCGACCACAUCGUGCACUGCAUCUCGGACUUCCUGGACUACAUGGGGAUGAAGAGCGCCCGUUUGCCGCUGGGCUUCACCUUCUCCUUCCCUUGCCAUCAGACCAGCCUGGAUGCAGGGAUACUGGUGACCUGGACCAAAGGCUUCAAAGCCACCGACUGCGAGGGCGAAGAUGUGGUGGAGCUUCUGAGGGAGGCCAUCAAGAGGAAAGAGGAAUUUGAGCUGGACGUGGUGGCCAUCGUCAACGACACCGUGGGCACCAUGAUGACCUGCGCCUAUGAGGAACCCACCUGCGAGGUGGGCCUGAUUGCGGGGACGGGCAGCAACGCCUGUUAUAUGGAGGAGAUGAAAAACGUGGAGAUCGUGGAAGGGAACGAAGGUCGGAUGUGCGUCAACAUGGAAUGGGGAGCGUUCGGAGACAACGGUUGCCUGGAUGACAUCAGAACCCAGUACGACCAGGCGGUGGAUGAGAACUCGCUCAACGAAGGCAAACAAAGAUACGAGAAGAUGUGCAGCGGCAUGUACCUGGGGGAGAUCGUCAGGCAGAUUUUGAUUGACCUCACCAAACGCGGAUUCCUUUUCCGCGGACAAAUCUCGGAAACGUUAAAGACCAGAGGCAUCUUUGAGACAAAGUUCCUGUCUCAGAUCGAAAGCGAUCGGCUGGCUCUGCUGCAGGUCAGGGCCAUCCUGCAGCAACUGGGGCUGGACAGCACCUGCGACGACAGCAUCAUCGUCAAGGAGGUUUGCGGUACGGUGUCCCGCCGCGCCGCCCAGAUCUGCGGGGCCGGCAUGGCAGCGGUUGUGGACAAGAUUCGCGAGAACCGGAGACUGGACCACCUGGAUGUGACCGUGGGCGUGGACGGAACGCUCUACAAGCUGCACCCACAUUUUUCGCGGAUCUUCCAGCAAACGGUGAAAGAGCUCUCCCCGAAAUGCGACGUGAAUUUCCUCCUGUCCGAGGACGGUAGUGGGAAGGGGGCCGCCCUCAUCACAGCGGUGGGCUGCCGUCAGAGGGAGCAGGAAGCUCAGCAACACUGAAGGCACUCGCGGGAAAAGGACGAAAGGAACUCUCCGCCGCUUCGUGGCCAUCGUUCGCCCCCCAUCCCUCCAACGGCCGUGACCCACCCCCCCGCCGCUUGACCGCUGCCCCCAAGUCAGGGCGGCGCACAACAAGCUCUGCAUAUUUAUUGCUCGGCACCAGCAGCUUUCUGGCGUUUGUCCGUUCGCCUCGGUAGCUCGUCGUUGUCUAAACUCCGUGGGUGUCUAAUAUUUGUGUAUUGCUAACCUUAUUUUUAUAUGGAGGCAAAUAGAUGACUAUUUAUACAGCCGAGGCCAUUCCCAUAACAUUUUACACCACCGGGACAAGAAAAUGCUUUCACUUUUUAUAAACACACACACACAGAAGCCUGAUGGGCCAAGCAAGGCGUUCCCCAAGGUACCUUGCGAAACGCUGGGCAACAAGAGCUCGCCGGCAAGUCACGGCUGCCCCGUUCCUUCCCAUGACAUCACGCGCAAAGUUAAACGAGCAGAGAUUGGGGACUCGAGUUGUUGCAAAUUGGACUUGACCAAAGGUUCUCGGUUGUAGGUUGAGAAAUAAGUUCAAGUUCAAAGUCUGCCGUCUCUUUCGGAAAGCCGCAAGUCCACGCAGCGGUUGGUUUGGCCAAUUGGCGCAAGACAAAAAUGACGUGUUCUGAUCUCUGCCCGUUGACUGCUGGUGUGCAUCUUGUCCGUGUUGGUCACGUGUCCAUGUAGCGGGCGGCAAAUGUUAGCCGUCGUUUAGAACUUCUUUGUGAACUACUACGCUUUAUUGUCGUGAUGAACCCCGCAUCAACUCUGACCGCGAGGGGUGGAGUACUACUACUACUGCUGCUGCUGCUUUAUUGUGUAUAUUGUGUCAGGGGCGUGCGUGCGUGUAUGUGUCCGAGCAGUCCGCUUCCAGUGUCUAAAAGCUGUGUGGAGACCGCAUGCCUUACACACAGACGAGAAUGGGAACGCACGAGAUGUGAUGCCUUUUGUUUCACGCGGAAGAAGACGACACUUGAUGAUUAAAUUCUAUUUUGUUGUGGAACAAA